Messenger RNA from Mycotypha africana, 1985 nucleotides. RefSeq names its product RNA polymerase I-specific transcription initiation factor RRN3. Gene Ontology annotation, cellular component: nucleus. Bases 290 to 1861 code for a protein of 523 amino acids. The transcript has 2 exons. The record is from RefSeq and is a predicted model, not a curated record. Gene Ontology annotation, molecular function: RNA polymerase I general transcription initiation factor activity; RNA polymerase I core binding. Gene Ontology annotation, biological process: transcription initiation at RNA polymerase I promoter. Lineage: Eukaryota; Fungi; Mucoromycota; Mucoromycetes; Mucorales; Mycotyphaceae.
CACUCCCUUCUUCCUUCGUUUAUUUUCUUAUUUAUAUGCUUAAUUUAUCCUAUUAUGAUACUAAUCAUGUGGAUAUAUCUCCUUGUUACAAUAGGGAAAUCCCUCUCGCUACAACGAACUUGUUGAAACACUUUCAAGAGAUCAUUCAAGCCCUGGAGCACAGUCUUCUUUGCAGUUAUAUGUUUGGUUGACUGUCCUGUCUCAAAAUGUUUCUCUUCUUGACAAAUCCUGCGUAAGCCUUGUUGAAGCUGCUCUGAAAAUUGACUGGAGCUUCCGUAACGGUGACUUUAUGAACACUUAUUUGGAUUUCAUGGAGAAUCUUGUAUCUGCACAUGCAUUCUAUAUUGUACCUGUUCUGAAUUCGAUUGUGUCAGGUUUCAGAUAUCGCUCUAAUAUACCCCAAAUCACAAAUAUUACUCGUACUAUGUCCUACGAGCGGCAUCAUGAAGCUUUAAGAUGUGUGCUGAAACUCAUCCCUACAGCCUCCAAUUCACUUUUUGUUAGCCUUGUUCGUCAUAUGCCCCACAAACGUUUCAAUUCAGCAGAGCAAGCCGCCUACAUCAAAAACAUUUUGCAAGUAACCGAUUAUGUUCCAGUUUUACGUAAACAAGUGCUUGGUAUGGUUGUGGAUCAGAUGGUCCAGAUCGAUGCGCAAAUUCAAAUCGAAUUGGAUGAAGUGGAUGCAGAUAUUGAGUUUGAUGUGUACAACUUGCAGUUUGAUGAGAAUUAUGACUCAGAAGACAGUGAACCAGAAUUAGAAGAUGACAUAGAUUUGUCGGACGAUGCCAGCGUCGAUUCCGAUGAAAACGCAGACAUUGGAGCCGACACGAAAGAUGAUAUUAAGGAAAUCAAAUACAUGGUCCGUAAAUUAGACGCAAUGAUGACAUUAUGUUUUGAGUUUCUUGCUCGCCAUGCUCAAGACAGUGAAGCUACCGUACAAAAUGAAAUAUUUUAUGCCUUGGUUGAUAUCUUUGACCGUGCUGUUUUAAAAACACUCAAGUCGAGGUAUACACAAUUUCUAUUGUUCUUCUUUUGUUCUUUGAACGUAAAUGUGUACAGCGAAUAUUUUCUCGAUCAUUUGCUUCACCAUAUCAGCGAUUCUAUGAAACCGAAUGUUACUCGCGUUGCUGCUUCUGCUUAUAUUCAAUCGUACGUCGCUCGUGCCAAGUUUUUAGACUCAACUACUAUUCAACGCGUUGUAGCAGCAUUAACAUCAUGGUGCGAAAGUUACGCGUGGCAAUAUGAAUCACAAGUCCAAAACCUGGACUGUACAAAACAUGACGUUUUUUAUGCUGUUAUUCAAGCUGUUAUGUAUAUUUUUUGCUUCCGCUGGAGAGAUUUGGUGGUAACAAAUGAAUUGGAGAUUGAAGAGGAAAUGGAAGAGGAUAUAUCCAGCAUUUCUUAUGAAGAACGCCAACUCACACAUCCUGAGUCUGGCUUUGGUAGUGGAGCUCCUCGUAAUUGGUGUGUCGGCUUAAGGAACUUGCCUCGUUUAGUUAUGAGUAAAUUCAACCCUCUCAAACUUUGUUCUCCUGGCGUCGUACAGCAAUUUGCGAAAUUAGCUCGAAACACUCAUUUCAUGUAUGUAUACCCUAUUUUAGAGAAGAAUCGUGAAAUCUUUGUACCAGGUCUCGGAAAUGCAAAUUUAUUGCAAACCGUACAGUCUUUCUUCCCCUUUGAUCCUUACAAAUUGGGUAGCAGUCGUAUUUUUGUGGACAAUAUCUAUUUUGAAUGGAUAGCCGAUGACGAAGACGAAGAAGAAUCCGACAGUGAAGAGGAGGAAAGCUCAGACGAAGACGUGAGUGCAGGCAUGAUGUCUAUGAGUAUAAGUCCUAAUCCCAAUGUACAUUUUCUGCAGUAAACAUUUAAGUCGAAUACUUCUGCACUUGUACAUUUUUUCAUCUUUUGCUCAUUCAUGUUUUCAUAUAUUUACUAUAUAUCAUUUGUAAAAAUGCUCGUUACCAUUCACUUUAUUUAUGUAUUUC